Spodoptera littoralis (African cotton leafworm) is the source of this 1682-nucleotide messenger RNA. NCBI's taxonomy places the organism in Eukaryota, Metazoa, Arthropoda, Insecta, Lepidoptera, Noctuidae. The record is from the annotation of a GenBank genome assembly.
UAUCCGAAUAAGGUCAUAAAGUCAUCCGCUUUAUCCAUACAGUACAAUAAACUCAGCGCAGUGACAGUGACGUCUAGUCUCGCGUAACACAUAAAUGUAACUGACAAUGUCACGAUUAUAGCGUUAGUCGAUUACACAGUGGCAGCGCAGGCGCACGUUUUUGCAUUUAGUCACACAAUUUUAUUGAUUUUUUUGUAAUUGUAUUGUUUUGAAACAUGGAGUGGCUUAUCACAGAAGAUGGAAAGUACAGAAUAGAAUCUCUAUCAGCUGCUACUUUCCCCGGGGCAUUACGAGUUAUAACAGAAUCUUUCUGCCAAGAUGAGUCUGUGAGUAUAGGCACAGAAGUAAAUAAGAAUCCCGUGGCUGCAGAAGAGCUGUUAGAAUUGUGCGCAGAUGCAGCACUGGAUGGCGUGUCCUUAGUGGCAACAUCAGAUUCUUCAGAAAAGCCUUUCUUUGAAAUAUUCGCAGAAGAACGUUGUACCCAACCAUCAUCGCGAGCUCUAAUUGAGUGGAUGGCAGAAGUUGACGGCAAAUGUAACUUCUUUGAGAAAUACAAUGUUGACUGCAGUCUUGAAAUAAUGUUCUUAGCAACACUUCGAGAGCACAGACAUCAAAAACUUGGCAGAAUCCUGUGCAGCACUUCAAUAGAUCUAGCAAAGAGAUUGAAGAAUGGUCCAGUCUCUCAAAUAUCGGUGCAAGAUUUAGGGCCAAAAUAUUCCAAUAUGGCGGCUAGAAAACCAAUAAACAAAGUUCCUAAGAUCUGUCAAGCUUUAUGGACUUCGGAACCAACUCAGAAGAUUGGCAAGAUAAUAAGAGAAGAUUUCUUCCAAGAUGAAGACGUUAGUGUUGGUGCUGGAAUAAACGAAGAUCCGGAAGCUGCAGAAGAAUUACUAGAACUUUGCGCAGAUGCAAUGCUAGAUGGACUAUCGCUGGUGGCUGUUGAAAUUGCGAGUGGAAAAGUUGUAUCCGUUGUUUUUAAUAAACUACAGGAAGCACCAUCUGCAUCUUCGGGAAAAACAUUUUUCGAAACAUUUGCCGAAGAGCGCUGCAAGCGACCAGCCGCCAUUUCCCUGAUCGAUUUCAUGGUAGAACUUGAUGCAAAGUGCAAUUAUUUUGAAAGAUACGGGGUUGACUGCCUCUGUGAACUGAUGUUCCUUGGGACUCUUCGAGAACACAGACGAAAAGGACUUGCCAAGAUUCUCUGUAAAACGUCAGUAGAACAAGCGAAGAAGUUAAAAGAUAGACCUGCUACUCCGCUGAAGAUUGAGGAUCUUGGACCAAAGUACGGAAUUGAUUGCCUCUUUGAACUAUUAUUCCUUGGAACUUCUCGAGAACACAGACAAAAAGGACUUGCUAAGCUACUCUGCAAAACUUCAAUAGAACUAGCAAAGAAGUUGAAAGAUGGACCAAUUGCUCCCCUGAAGGUUGAGGAUCUUGGAUCAAAAUACGCUUUUAUGAAGCCAAGGAAGCCAAUUACAAGAGCACCAAAGUUACUUACCGCGAUGUGGACAGCAGAUGGCACUAAGAAGAUAGGAAAAGAUUUGGGUUUUGAUGUGCUGGUCACUGUGUCUUUGAAAGAUUAUAUUUUUGAAGGAAAACGUUAUUCAGACGGAGUAGGUUUUGUUACGACUUGUGAAGGGGCUGCAUUGAAGAUUUAAGGACCAAAUGUAUUAUGAGGCAGA